AUGUCAUCAGAUCAAGGUACAGGCAACACGAUGCAGUCGUCAGAUGACAGGAAUUCAGAUAUUUUGUUGAAGUACAUAAACUCUUCCAACUUUACACUAUACAAUAACAUUGAAUAUUUGACCAAACAUGCAGAUAAUAUUGGGAUACAUUUUUACCUUUGUGAGAAGCUUUUAACUUUCCCCCAUAAAGAACUACAAUUUUAUAUCCCACAGUUAGUACAGAUUCUUUUGACGGUAGAAACAGAAUCAUUAGCACUAGAAGAGAUCAUCCUUCGGUUAAGUUCCGAGAAUCCACAUUUUGCACUUAUCUCAUUUUGGCAAUUACAGGCGUUACUCGGCGAUUUAGCACAUGAUCCCACAUCAUACAGCUUUCAAGUAGCAAGAAGAGUGCUUAACCACUUACAGUUCAUACUGUUCAACACCACAAGAAAGAAUGAUAAUGAGAAAAUUAACGAAAAUAUCGCACCAGCAUUAGUACUAUGUUCAACGAUAGCUGCCGGAUUUGCCUUCCCACAGUUGGUAGAACAGACGAAGCCUUUAAUCAAAUCCCAAGGUAAAAGACAAAAGAGCUAUGUUUUCAAGUUGGCGAAACAUGCGAUAAAAAAUAUGACCAAGAACUUAACGAUGAAAAACACCAUGGCUAAUUCUUCAUCUGCACGUAAAGCAUCUUCGGAUUCUGCCACAAACGUUGAUGUAGAUAUUGUAGACGCUUCAAAAACAAAAGAAGAUUAUACUUUCAAGAAGAAGAGAAAGAAUUCAGUAUCUACUUUGAGUUUUGAUAUGGUGGACGAUGUUGGUGAUAAAUUAUUUGAAGAGCAUAUUUCAAACUCAAUUAAACUGCCAAAGAGAAGAGACACUUCUUACAUUCAUGCUAUAUAUAAAAACAAGGAAGCAGAGACUGAUGACUAUACAAACUCUAUGCCCGACUUACGCGCAAGAUCCGCUUCCUCUGCUUCAAUGCCAGAGCUGAAGGGCAAGAAUUCUAUGGAUGCUAUAAGAGAAUCACAAACAAAUUCAGCAGAAUCAAGUGAAAAGAGAGGACAAGUAAUCGAUGUUUCACAGUUAUCCACAACUAAGAAAAUCAAACUUUUGAAAGUAAACUAUUUUUACUGUUGCACACAAUUUGCAAUUGCAUUAGAAUCUAUCUCCCAACGUUUAGUACAAGUUCCACCGGAAGCGAGACUAAGUGCUUUGAGAGCGGAAUUAUCCAUAUUGAAUCGUGACUUACCUGCGGAAGUUGAUAUUCCAGAGUUGUUACCACCCAGUAAGAAUGGGAAACUUCACAAGCUAGUAAAGAUAUCAGCAAAUGAAGCUCAGGUCCUCAAUUCGGCAGAAAAGGUCCCAUACCUAUUAUUUAUUGAGUUCCUCAGAGACAGCUUUGAUUUUGAUCCCACAACGCCUGAAAAUAUUCAUAUACUAAACAAAAAUCCUCGUAAUAACUAUAUCUUCGAUUUGAGUUACACCAAACAGAAUAAUGUACCAUACAAAGUGGACUCACCGACCUAUGCCCCGUUGAGCUCAAGUAAUCAAGAGAUGGAUUUAGCUGAUGUUUCAAUGGUCAAAUUAACGAAUCAAACUGAAGCUGAAACCUACAGACACGAAUUAAUGAUCAAGAAUGCUAAGGUGGUACCUGUAAUACCUCAGGAUUCUCAUGAAAGAACUUCAGAUCUUGAUUUUGUAUCAAAUUUAGAGGAAGCGACCGAAAAACUAACUGACAUUAGACUCCAUAGAGAUUCUCCAGACGAUCUCGCCACUCAGAUGCGUGUUUCGGCUAUGAUGCUCGCGCAGUUAGAUCAGUCACCUCAACAGCUCUCAGACAGUGCGAACCAAAUUAGGGCUAAGAUUAUUGCUUCAAUGCAAGAAAUGCAAGACAAAUUUGGAUAUCGCGAUCUUGAAUCAAUUCAUGGUAUGGCUGGUGAGCGGAAACUAGAGAAUGAUUUCAAGACUGGUGGUCUAACGAGCUCAAACGAUAAAUCUUCCACUUCUUACUUGGGUGAAGAUUGGAACACCAAGAAAGAAAAGAUAAGAAAGUCGAGUCAAUUUGGACAUUUACCAAAUUGGGAUUUAUGCUCUGUUAUUUCUAAAUCGGGGGAUGACCUAAGACAAGAAGCGUUUGCUUGCCAGUUAAUUCAAGCGAUGGCAACCAUAUGGGCCAAAGAAAAGGUAGGUGUUUGGGUGAAAAAAAUGAAGAUUCUAAUCACCAGUUCUACAACAGGAUUAGUGGAGACGAUUACAAAUGCAAUGUCCGUACACAGUAUCAAAAAAUCGUUGACUACCCAUAUGAUCGAAGAAGGCGUCUUAGAUGAGAAAGGAGAUAUAGCAAGUCUUUCGGAUCACUUUUCAAGAGUUUAUGGUGACAAGAAUGGAUUUAAGUUUAAACAUGCCCAAGAUAACUUUGCCUGUAGUUUAGCCGCAUACUCUAUUAUAUGUUACUUACUACAAAUCAAGGAUAGACACAACGGUAACAUUAUGAUUGAUAACGAAGGUCAUGUUGUGCAUAUUGAUUUUGGCUUUAUGCUCUCCAACUCACCAGGCUCAGUGGGCUUUGAGGCAGCGCCUUUCAAGCUAACCUACGAAUACGUGGAAUUGAUGGGUGGAGCAGAUAGUGAAACAUACAAGAAGUUCGUGGAACUCUGCAAAGCAGCAUUUAAGGCCCUUCGGAAAUAUGCGGAACACAUCGUAUCUUUGUGUGAAAUAAUGCAGAAGGAUUCAUUACAGCCAUGCUUCCAAGCAGGUGACCAAACAAGUGCACAACUUCGCCAACGUUUCCAUCUUGAGUUAUCCGAUGAAGAAUGUGAUGACUUUGUCGAAAACUUCUUGAUAGGAAAAUCCCUGGGUAGUAUAUACACGAGACUUUACGAUCAUUUCCAAUUGCUAAGUCAAGGAAUAUACUCAUAA
Molecule: messenger RNA, 2898 nt
Organism: Kluyveromyces marxianus DMKU3-1042
Lineage: Eukaryota; Fungi; Ascomycota; Saccharomycetes; Saccharomycetales; Saccharomycetaceae
Gene: PIK1
Product: 1-phosphatidylinositol 4-kinase
Exons: 1
Coding region: 1-2898 (965 amino acids)
Biological process (GO): phosphatidylinositol phosphate biosynthetic process; phosphatidylinositol-mediated signaling
Cellular component (GO): cytoplasm; membrane
Molecular function (GO): 1-phosphatidylinositol 4-kinase activity
Source: RefSeq, a predicted model, not a curated record